AUGGCUGUGACGACAAGAAGGAUAUGGGCCACGACGGAGGAUGUUCUACACACCUCGAGGGCUGCGCGGCUCUCCCAGUACCUUGGCCCUUUGACACUUUGCUUACGAACCCAUUUCUCCUCAUACCCCCUUCUCUACGCUUACGAAUUUGAUUCACGAAGAAAAAUUGGCAUUUUGGCAUGCUGGAUGGCCGAGGCAGUCUACCAACUGAGACGAUACAAAGUCUUUACCACCUUCACUGGAUAG
Molecule: messenger RNA, 246 nt
Organism: Colletotrichum lupini
Lineage: Eukaryota; Fungi; Ascomycota; Sordariomycetes; Glomerellales; Glomerellaceae
Exons: 3
Coding region: 1-246 (81 amino acids)
Source: RefSeq, a predicted model, not a curated record